Rotaria socialis is the source of this 1230-nucleotide messenger RNA. The record is from the annotation of a GenBank genome assembly. NCBI's taxonomy places the organism in Eukaryota, Metazoa, Rotifera, Eurotatoria, Philodinida, Philodinidae.
AUGGCAGCUGCAGUUCAAAAUCAAAUUCGCAAAGUCGAAGAAAAAAUUAAACCAUACUUAUACGAAGGUCCUCUCACCUCCUAUUGGGGUUUGGUUGAAGGAAAAACAAAAGUCAAACGUGAACAAAUCGCUUUCGGUAUCCUUGGCUUACUCGCUCUUUAUUUACUAUUUGGUUGGGGUAACGAUUUUCUUUGUAAUUUUCUAGGAUUUAUUUAUCCAGCAUACGCCUCGGUAUUGGCUGUUGAAUCAAAAGGAAGUCAUGAUGAUACAGAAUGGUUAAUGUAUUGGGUUAUUUAUGCAUUAUUUGGUUUCAUUGAAUAUAUUGGAUAUAGUUUUUUUCAAACGUUACCUUUUUAUUGGCUUGGCAAAUGUAUUUUCCUUGUAUGGUUAAUGGUACCAGGAGAUAAAGGAGGUUCUAAAUUUUUGUAUACUCGUUUUGUACGUCCUUUCGCACUCAAGCAUCGUUCCACUGUCGAUCAGCAUCUUCGAGAUGCCAAGGCUUACGCAAGCAAGUGUGCUCCGAAUUCAUGUAAUACAAUUUCGCGUCCUCCAGGUCAAAUGUACCAAUUACUUCGAGCACCAUGUGCCUUUUAUCCUGGACGUCCACCCUGUUCAAUGUUUCCGACAUAACCGCCGCGAUUAGCAACAGCUCCAUUCGUUCAACCUUCAAAUAUUCAAUUUAGCACAACUAAUCGUCAACGAACACUCUCAAAGAAUACUCAAGUGGGACAUAUUUCAUAUCAGGCUGAAUUAAUUAAUCAUCUUAUUUUACCGGUGUCAUCAGAGAAUGCAUAUUAUCAGCCAACACAUUUUAAAUCAUUUAUCUAUAAGAGGAGCAACACUCGCAAGAGUGGUUUCUGUGAUUCGUUACUUCGUGAAAAGAGGAAGGUCCGAUUUACGGACUUUACCUGUGAAACAGAACGCCGUGAAGACCAACAACAUUAUUGUUAUAAAUGUUAUCCAUCAAAAGCAUCAUUAGAAAAUGGUACUAUAAAUAUUUUAGAUGAAGAACCAUUGAAUUAUAAUGAUAGAGAAGAGGCUCAUGUACGAGACGAACUUUCAAAUGAAAUUAAGAACAUGCCUGAUGAUGACAAUCAACAAGAUACAAGGAACAAUCAACAUCAAGAAUAUAUAAAUCAUAAACCAUUAACAAGAAAUCAAAGACAAAACCGUAAGCAUCAAGCUAAAAAUAUCGAUAUGAAAUCAUUCGGAAAAUUUAUCAUAGAUUGA